Messenger RNA from Dioscorea cayenensis subsp. rotundata (Guinea yam), 779 nucleotides. RefSeq lists its product as uncharacterized. Bases 59 to 748 code for a protein of 229 amino acids. Lineage: Eukaryota; Viridiplantae; Streptophyta; Magnoliopsida; Dioscoreales; Dioscoreaceae. The transcript is spliced from 4 exons. The record is from RefSeq and is a predicted model, not a curated record.
UUCCCAAAAUUCACACGGGGCAUCAAACAAUCCUCUUCGAUCUGCCUCACCAUCGGCCAUGGCGCUACCUUCCACCUUCCAAGAGAGGCUCCAUCAAAUGGAAGAGACCAAGAACCGACGUCUCCUUCUCCUUCAGUUUGAGAAGGAGCUCCAGGCCAAGAAAUCCUACAUUCUAUCUCAGACGCUGGCCAAAAUCCGCCGGAUAGAGCAGCGUUGCCUACUCCUGGAGAAGCAGAACGCCGAGCUAGGAUUCCAGAUCCUGGCCAGGAAAUCCGAGAUCGAUGCCCUAGAUGCUCGAUACCAUGAUGCUGUUCAUCAAUUUAGGGUUUUGAACCUUGAGAUUGAUGAGUUGGAGAUGCGGGAAAAGGAAAAUGAUCGGUUUUACGAGAUUAAACUCGUCGAAAUUAGGGAUUUCGAGGAUUGUGCUAGGAAAUAUCUCAUGGAAACUCAGCAAAAGGUGCAGGAUUUGCGGAAUUCCAUCGCUGAGCUCAAAUCAACCCUUAAAGAUAGUCAGAACAAUGCAAAAUUUACAGAAAAUGUUGAGGUAACUGCAGCAGAGGCAAGGAAAGUGGAACUUCUUGAUAUUAAAGACAAGUUGGACAGGACUUUGGCCUCAAACUACCAGUUGAGGGCAUUAUUGCAGAAACAGCUGCAGAAAAUGUUAAUCUUACAACAGAAAGAAAGUAAAACUCAACCAGCCAUGGUGAAUCAGGAAACUAUUACACCUACAGUGCAACGAGAACGAUAACUGACAAAUCAGGUUAGUCUCCUAUCAUGUU